ACUGUCCUCCGUGUCUAUUUUUACAGCUCGGGUAUCCGUUCAUGUUCAGCGCGUGGAACGGUUUAAUUGCCGAAUACGUUCUGUGCAUCUCACACUGUCUCACACCAAGACUGCUGUCAAUACGCUUGCUCAUUCAGAUCCUGGCCGCCACUCUCUCUCCAUUGCGGCGGCGUGGGCAGGAUGUCAACAAGCUACCCACGAAAACUGGACAGGGUCUUACUGCGCAGCAGGCGUAAUCUGAUAAGAUGAGCUUGUGGUCAUGUUUAUGCCCUGUCGUUCCACUCCGCUUCUCCCCCAGUAGAAUUAAGCCAUGGCGGUCACUCCGUACGAUUCUCAGGAGAAGUCGUCCCCGGUUGAAGACAAAGCUUCGUACGAGCAACAAGAGUCCAAGUCUAGCCAUGUCGAAGUCCAAGCUCAGUCCCUCGAGUACGGGUCUUCGACUCCUUCGGGGAAACAAAAGCUGCCCUAUACUUGGCAAUUUGUCAUGAUCAUUUUGACGUGCCUGUGUACAUUCGGUAACCAUUGGUCGAACGGUCUCAUCGUAUCCUUGAAGACGACAAUCAUCAGAGAGACUCAUAUCAACAAUUCCCAGUUCGCGACUUUGGUUGCAAUCACGAACUUGGUCAAUACGUUCUUAUGCAUCGGUCUUGGCUUCUGCAUCGACAAAUGGGGAGGCACACUUUUGUCUUUGAUCAUGGCCGGUUUCCACCUCAGCGGUGCCAUGGUAAUGUCGGGUGCCGCGACGAACAACCUCAACAGCUACCCUCUUCUUAUCGUCGGAAAGGUCCUGGCUGCAAUUGGAGACGGCUCUUUGGACAAUGCCCAACAUCGGAUCUUCGCUACCUAUUUCUUGCCUGGACGCGGAUUCGCCUUCUCAAUUGGUGCCAUUUGGGGUAUCGCCAAUCUUGCACAGUUCACUGGACAAUCUACUGCAAACGUGAUCGCCACGAACCUCGGAUCCUAUGCCUGGGCUCUUUGGAUUAGCUCUGUUAUUGCGCUGUUUUCAUUCCUCUGCGCCCUUACUGUGUUCUUCUUGGACCGAUAUCUUCGUGCACGCUACGACAUCACCGAUCAGACAAGCGGAAAGCGACAUGUUGGAGCGGUCAAAGGCGGCGCUUUCAGCUUGAAGGCCAUCAGGCAUCUCCCUCUGACAUUCUGGCUAGUCGUGCUCUUUGCUGUCUUCGAGAACGCCGGGGUCCAGUCAUUUGUUUCGAUCUCAACACAAUUUGCUCAGCAACGAUUGAAGAAGGGCGCGGUCAUCGGCGGUUGGGUGUCCAGUUUCUAUCUCUUGCUCCCUGCUUGCUUGACGCCUUUCCUCGGGAUCUACAUUGAUGUUUACGGACAGCGUAUCGGAUUCUUGUUUUUGUCUGGACUCACUUUCCUGAUUUCCAUGUUGCUUCUGAAGUUUUCUCACACUGUCCCGACUUUCGUCGCCGCUUACAUCUUCUAUGCUUUGUCUCAGUGUGUUACGCCUGCGCCGCAGGUGGAGAUUAUUCGCUCAAUUAUUCCGGAUGCGCAAUACUUCGCUACAGGCUUUGCUAUUAAGAAAUCUGUCGUACAGGCGUCCAUUGUCAUCAUCACCACCGCAGCUGGAAAGCUUCAAGACGACUCCCCCACUGACUCGCUCGAUCCUGCGGUCACUCUGUGGCUAGUCUACGCAUUCCUUUCGGUCGCUGUAUCUGGCUCUCUUCUCACUAUGUCCUAUGUUGCUCCUAACAUACUCCCUGCUGCUCGACUUUCCCAAAUCGCCCCAAAGUUAUUACCGGCCGAAGUUGACAAGCUGGCUAGUGUUAAAGGGAUUACCGUCAGCAAGGAGCUUAGAGAUAAUGAAGAGGUUGCCGAGGUGAAGAUCAAGGAGAAGCUCCUGAAAGCACCGUACCCUGGUCGCGAGGGAAUCAGGUGGUGGUUCCUUAUUUUAUCCGUUGGAGUUAUAUUCGUGGGAUGGAUCAUGUUUGGUUUGGGUGUUGGCUGGGGCGUUCACGGAAGCGUCAUUGCUGGCACGACUGGAGAGUAAGAUGCUGUAUGUUGAUGUGUAUCUCACUAUGCCAGCUGUUUUCUCCCCAAGUGGAGAUUGGUGGU
This is a messenger RNA of Somion occarium, 2079 nucleotides long. The record is from the annotation of a GenBank genome assembly. NCBI's taxonomy places the organism in Eukaryota, Fungi, Basidiomycota, Agaricomycetes, Polyporales, Cerrenaceae.